Melospiza melodia melodia is the source of this 549-nucleotide messenger RNA. It is a transcript of the gene PRRT1, whose product is annotated as proline rich transmembrane protein 1. The coding region runs from base 1 to 531 and encodes 176 amino acids. Gene Ontology annotation, cellular component: membrane. The transcript is spliced from 4 exons. The record is from RefSeq and is a predicted model, not a curated record. NCBI's taxonomy places the organism in Eukaryota, Metazoa, Chordata, Aves, Passeriformes, Passerellidae.
AUGAGCAGUUCCGGCGCAGGCCCCGCCCCCCCGGCCCCGCCCCCCCCCGUGGGGUUCGCGGCCCCGCCCCCCCCGCCCCCGUUCGCGCUGCAGUGCGGGAGCGGCGGGGGAGGGGCGGCGUUCCUGCCCCUGUACCCCGGGCAGCAGAGCUUUGGCUCCGCCCCCCCCGGGCCCGGCCCUUUGCCCGGCUCGGUGGGCGGGGCCGGGGGGGCUCCCCUGGGCCCCCCCCUGGGUCUGGGGGUCCCCGAGGGGCACCGGGGGUCGCCCCCCCACGAUUACCUGCCCAUCGCCGUGCUGACCACGCUCUGCUGCUUCUGGCCCACCGGCGUUGUGGCCAUCGUCAAGGCCGUGCAGGUGCGCACGGCGGUGGCGCGGGGGGACAUCGUGUCGGCCGAGAUCGCCUCGAGGGAGGCGCGGAAUUUCUCCUUCAUCAGCCUGGCCGUGGGCAUCGCCGCCAUCGUGCUCUGCACCAUCCUCACCGUGGUCAUCAUCAUCGCCGCCCAGCACCAGGACAACGACUGGGACCCCUGAGACCCCUCCCCACAAAAA